This is a messenger RNA of Ostertagia ostertagi, 1530 nucleotides long. NCBI's taxonomy places the organism in Eukaryota, Metazoa, Nematoda, Chromadorea, Rhabditida, Trichostrongylidae. The record is from the annotation of a GenBank genome assembly.
UCCACAGGGUUGAGUUCAAAGAAAGGUUUGCUCACGCUUUAUUGUAACAAAAUAGAUUCAUUACUGGAACAGUGUAAAGCCUAUGGGCAGCGCCAAGAAGAUCCCGAGUUAAUAAUGAGCGCAUCUGAGACCAAGGAGCUAGUCUUGAAACUUAAUGCUACUUCUCAAAUCGUAUCCGAAGCCUUGUCUGACUUCACGUCCUUUAUCGAUUCUCUUGCGGACAGUCUAGCACCCGAGCAGCUUGAUCAAGCUAAUGCUUACAUUGAUUGGGCACAGGAAUGCAUCGAUAACGCGCAUGUUGCGGCCAUCGAACUGGAAGCAAAGAGAAUAAGCGCAAUAAAAAUGUACGGAGGACCAAUAAGAAAUUCCAAUAACUUGCACAUUAGAGCGCCACAAACACAGAAAUUUAACUACUUGAUUUCUGCUCUGCGAGGGGACGCAAAAAAAUCAGUGCGCCGGUUCAACGUGACUGAAGCAAACUAUGAGAAAGCCGUAGAUUUCUUACGCAAAAAGAAUGGUGAUGAGUCACGCCUUAUCGAUAGCUUACAGAUGCGCCUUGAACGCGCUUGCGCUGAAAAUUUGAGCCUCGAAGAACAGCGGCGCCUCCUUGACACUGUGAUGCCACUAGUAGCCCAAUUAGGAGAUAAAGGGGUGUUUUUAAAUGGCUCCUUUUUGAGUCAGAAAGUGCUGUCAAUAUUCAAAAUGGAUCUUCAGCGAAAGUUCUUGAGCGGUGUAUUAAUGAUUCCACUCAAGAGUACUCUUGGCACAGAAGAGCGUAUUAACUAUGUGGUGAACAAAAACCCCAUCCAUAACAGAGUUAAUGCAACAAGAAUUGCUAACGCGCCAUCUCAGAAGGCCGACAUGGUAGGUGCGCCAUGCCUUUUUUGUAUUUUUCCCAGUCAUAAGUCUCUGACAUGCACCAAAUACGCCACUAUAGAAGAGCGUAGCAAAGUCUUUCGGAGCACCAACCGUUGCCUCAACUGUGGAACAUUGUCCAGAGAGGGUUGUAGAAAUUGUAAUGGGAAGAAACAUCACCAUACCCUGUGUCCUUUGAGGGUUCAAAGAUACCACUCAACCUCGCGCCAACAAUUACCACCAUUUAAGAAGACCAACCCUUCGACAGAAUCCAGGAUACCUUCAGACCAGCAAAGGAAGUGGUCUAGAAAUGUGGAAGAGCAACGGAUCAAGAAACGUAGUCGAGCAAAUGCGCCCACACUCGAAGUCGAUUCAUUCGAAAGUCCCGCAAUGUCAGAGCCACCGCAUGUGGUAUGCAACAGGAAAACACUGGAACAACGGGAUAAAAAUGGGGCUAAGCACGAAAUGCUCCUACACACGCUUCCAGUCCUCACUACGGCCAAUAAAAGAGCACGCCUCACCCCUGCUGACUUGAAUUUUAUUGAAAGUCGACACAUUCUUCUAUCCAAAGCACACCACGAGAGCAUAUCUAAGCCUCAAAUCCUAAUUGGUCGUGGCUAUGGGAACUAUUGGAUGUAUCGCACCCACACUAUACCCUGCCAUCAGGACUUCAUC